Molecule: messenger RNA, 1748 nt
Organism: Mytilinidion resinicola
Lineage: Eukaryota; Fungi; Ascomycota; Dothideomycetes; Mytilinidiales; Mytilinidiaceae
Exons: 1
Coding region: 445-1254 (269 amino acids)
Source: RefSeq, a predicted model, not a curated record
CCUUCCCCUCCUCUCCAAUCGUUCAACCAAGACUCGAAUCUGCCAUUUACCUUCUGGCUACAAGAUUCUGGCUCGGUUUAGCCCUACCAGGUUGUCAAUAUGUCGGGUGCCCAAUCUCUACAGCUUCUUUCGCUCCCAGCGGACAUUCUCAUCUUGCUGCCUGAUUAUCUUCAUGAUAUUGAAGAUUUCAUGAAUCUCACAUCAAGCUGCAGAGCUCUUCGGAACUACUUCUCUAGAACAGCACCGCGGACGAUACUUCGCCUCGCCGCCGUUGCGUCUCGAAUCUUCUUCCGACCGUCUCCUCAAUUUUUGAUUGCAGCCACCGCUCGUCAGCUGUCGUCAUGGGCAGCUCGGAGUCACAGCAAUACGAUGGAGUUGCGGAAAGCCUUCCAAGGCGGGAUUGACGGCUUGAUGGACCUUUGCCUAGACCAUUCCGGACUGACGAUGGAGCGAAUCCGAGAACUACAUACUCUACGUUUCUCCACCAUUAACCCGGUCACCGAUCUCAUCGACAAAUCUGUUGGUGUACAGUGGUCGCAGACGCCCAACUUCUGGAACGGUGGCGUCGAUGAUGCAUACACAAUCGUGUCCGACCCACCAGAGGCAUUCUUCCACUUGGCAAUUUACGGUGAGCUCUUCGGCCAUGCGUUCGAUUCUUACUUUGAGUCUGGCACCAUUCCCAUGGGUGCCGAUCUCGACACUCGUCUGGAGUACGUGAAGUAUUGUAUACCUGACUGGAGAUGCUUUGACUACCAUCCUAAACCAGGACCCAACAGUACGGUCAAUCCACGUUGUGUGGUCCAAGCUAUUGGUCCAUAUUUGCCAAAUUCUGGAGAACGCAUGAACGUGUAUCCUUGGACUAAAUACGAUCAUCAGCUGUCGCUUGAGCAUCUACUAGAGAGCACCCGCUGGGAUCGGCCCUGGGCCCAGAUUCGCGAAGCCGUUGGAGGCGACUUUGAAGAGCCUGACGAAGAAAGAGACAGCAGAUGGCGCCGCUGGACAGGUCCAGAGUGGAAGAGGCAUUUAUGGACUUCCGCCAUGGUCUACCAAGGGUUCGAUGGUCUGAAGCUCAUAGGAACGGACAAAGAUGGACUUGAAGCAUGGAAGCGCAGGUUUCAAGAUUGGAGGGCUAAAAUUGAUGCUAUGGAGCAAGCGCCCGACGAGAUCAAGGUGCGUCGAGGAUGGGUGUACGAGUACCCAUUCCUAGUCGGGGAGCUAGGAGUGCUUAACACCUACAUCGGCUGGCCCGAAUAAAUCGUGGGCGAAUGCUGCACACACUCAUAUGCUACUGUUCAGGGUUCCCCUAUGGUGUUUCCGAAAUCUGGUCACGACGUCAAGUUUCAGGGAGCGGAAAUAUAAAAUGCCUCUCUUUUACACAACUCCUAGCAACGGGCUGCUCCCGGCGGUGUGCCCGGCUUCCAAAAUGAUACUCAAGAAGGGGCCAGGGCUACCCGUUUGCUCAGACUUAUGGCCUACUACCGUACAAGCAGUUGUAUUAGAUGCAUCAUCUGUAUGAUGCCUUCUCAUAAAGCUCUGGGCCCUUCUUCUGACAAGGCUUUUUGUGUCUCAAUGCGUUUUCAGAUUGAUUUACUGAGUAUGUCUAAGUAAGUCCUUCGAUCAGUGAAGCACGCCGAUAAGUUGCUCGGCAAGUCGAUGGACUAUUCAAAGCGGCACAUUUAGAUCAAUUCAUAUUGUGAAGUCGUGCUGAGGCGCCCUUACCGGUAGCAAAAGAGAAUGCGUAUCCCGAC